Messenger RNA from Drosophila busckii, 616 nucleotides. It is a transcript of the gene ksh, whose product is annotated as protein kish. Gene Ontology annotation, biological process: intracellular transport; protein secretion. The record is from RefSeq and is a predicted model, not a curated record. The coding region runs from base 260 to 478 and encodes 72 amino acids. The transcript has 4 exons. Lineage: Eukaryota; Metazoa; Arthropoda; Insecta; Diptera; Drosophilidae.
GAUUGUGUCAAGCAAAAAUCAGCAACAUAAAUACGCGCGCAGUUCAAAAUUUUACGUGACCAGCUAAUUCAAUAUUUUUUAAUAAAAGCUUAUACAUGCUGUUAACAGUGCUCAAUGAGCAGGCUCCGAUCAAAUAUUUAUUUUCACAGUUACUUGUGAGUAACAGCAACAGACUAAUAAGUUGUAUUUUCUGUAAGGCACGUCAUUGGGUUGUUAUUUUUUUUUUGGAAAUUGCCAACAAGGAGAUUACAAAUAUAAAAUGAGCGCACUCUUUAACUUUCAAAGUUUACUUUCUGUCAUUCUGCUGCUGAUAUGCACCUGUGCUUACUUGCGAUCUCUGUUUCCAAGUAUCAUUGACCGCAACAAAACCGGGUUGAUGGGCACCUUUUGGAAGCUGGCGCGCAUCGGCGAACGUAAAUCGGCUUGGGUUGGUGGCGCCUGCGUGUUAAUGGCAUUUGCAGUGCUAUUUUGGAGUUAAUAUUAAAUAAUGCAAACAAAGAAACUCCAUUAAUACGAGAUUUAGUUCUAUUAUAAGUUGCAAUAAGAAAAUCUGUUUAUUUUUUAUAAAUGUCCAAUUCCACUUCGGUUCUAUUGAAAACAAAUUGCAGUGUUACCA